UAUGUUCACAUCAAAACAUUUGUUGACAUUCGUUAGAUGUAACCUAUAGGCAUUAGGUAAUAGGCACGGAUUUCGAUCCAAGUAAUGAUUUUGUGUUAUUUUAAAAUUUAUUGAAUGAUAGGCAUAAUAUUUAUCAUCCCCCCAAUUAUUAUUUAUAUACCUUUAACUCAAUGAUAUACGCACUUAUUAUGAUUUUUGAAGUUUCUUGAGUCCAAAGAAAUGGAUACUAAAACCACAAAUGUAACGACUCAGAGCGAUCCUAGAAUAGACAUUGAAUUCUGCGGGGCAUGUGAUUAUGGAGGUCAUUGUUUAGCCUUAGCAAAUAGAAUCAGAGAAAAAAAUUCAAAUGCUAAUGUUGUUUGUAAAAGGGGAAGACAAGGAUCAUUUGAAGUGGUCAUUAACAAUAAAUUGGUCUAUUCAAAGCUGCAGACUAUGGCUUUACCAGAUUAUGAUGAGGUGGUUCAUGUUGUAAGUGAAGUGUCUCAAGGAGCUGAACCAAAGGAAAUUAAAGGACAACAACCAAUCAAUUGUAUAAUACAAUAAUAUUUAUUUAUUUUUAAUUAAAACAUCU
Molecule: messenger RNA, 571 nt
Organism: Zerene cesonia (dogface butterfly)
Lineage: Eukaryota; Metazoa; Arthropoda; Insecta; Lepidoptera; Pieridae
Product: migration and invasion enhancer 1
Exons: 3
Coding region: 220-543 (107 amino acids)
Source: RefSeq, a predicted model, not a curated record